Molecule: messenger RNA, 180 nt
Organism: Colletotrichum godetiae
Lineage: Eukaryota; Fungi; Ascomycota; Sordariomycetes; Glomerellales; Glomerellaceae
Exons: 2
Coding region: 1-180 (59 amino acids)
Source: RefSeq, a predicted model, not a curated record
AUGGCCUCCUCAGCCCUCAUUUCGUGCAACGAAAUUAUCGCCAUCGACGAAGAGCUUUCAGACGAGAAUGUUGUGAAGAAAGAGGAGCUACAGUCGAUGAUUGCCGACUUCGACGCCGAGCUGGAAACCAACCCUCAAGAUACUCUUGCGGCAAUAGGAAAGUCAUUUUCGGAGUACUAG